Messenger RNA from Lactuca virosa, 738 nucleotides. NCBI's taxonomy places the organism in Eukaryota, Viridiplantae, Streptophyta, Magnoliopsida, Asterales, Asteraceae. The record is from the annotation of a GenBank genome assembly.
AUGUUCGUGGAAAGGAAUACACUGGCUAGAACUUUGCAUACAUUGUUUAUCAAAGUUGAAGCCGAGAAGAAACUUUCAUUUCAACGAUUAAAGUGCAUACGCAUUCUAAAACUCAAGGGAGAUAGUAUUGAGAAGUUAGACGAUUCAAUUGGAGGGUUGGUGCAUCUCAGGUAUCUUAAUUUAUCAUCAACGGAGAUACGUGUUCUUCCUGAAUCUAUUGUGGAAGCCUCUUUAUUUUCACAUCUAGAGAACGUCUGUAGCAAGGAGGAAGCUAGCAAGGCAGAUUUAUCUAGCAAGAAAAAUUUAUAUAAUAUUCAUUUCAAAUGGAGCGAGGAUGAGCAAGGCGCCAACCGAAUUGACAAGGAUGUAUUGGAAGGCUUGCAACCCCCUAGAGAUGUAAAAACAUUGACAAUUAAGAAUUUUUCUGGUGAUAAUUUUCCAAAUUGGGUAAUCAAGAUGGUGAUCCACGUCGAAGGGAAAUGGACGCUCCUUGAUAAGCUGAUGGAUAUCAUAUUAUCUGACUAUAGAAGCUGCCUCUCUCUUCCAACGCUUGAGCACCUACCACAUCUACGACAUCUUUGGUUGCAGAAUAUGGACAGAUUGACAUGCUUAAGCACUUUCGAUGGUACUGGAUUAACAAAGCCUUUGCCUCCAUCCUUGACAUCGCUCCUACUAUAUCGCAUGAGAAGAUUGGAAAAGUGGAUAGAUGGAGCACCCAACAGCUCAAAAAUGAUAUAG